UCGUAUUCUUAUAUAAAUAUAAUAUGAAGUGACAUUUAAACAUAUAUAUACAAAUAUACAUAGUCUACAUUAACAUAUGUCAUGUUCAGUAUUCUUCAUAUUUACUAAUAUAAUAAUAAAAAGAAUACCAAAUACUUUCACAAAAUGAAGUAUGUAUGAUAUAUAUAUUUUAUCAAAAUACGAGACGUUUCAAAGUUAACAGUGCUGGAUUAGUAUAUUUCGAUUAUAAAAUUAAAUUACAACCUAUUCAUAAUAUGUUGCAUUUAAUGAGAGAAAACUUAGAAAAAAUACACUAUUCACAUUAAAUUACGGUAUAAUUUGGAAUAAUGGACAAUUUAUCUGAUUCAUUUAAAGGAGAGUUAGAUUCUGUUACAUCAACAGAUUCUCUGCAAUUGAUGACCGAUGAAUUUCAUAUUAGACACUUAUCAACACCAGAUGUUUCAAAUAUAGAAUUAUCAAAACGUGUUGCAUUAUUAGAACUAGAAAAUGAGCGACUUCGAAUAGAUCUAGAAAAUAUGCGUAUUGAACUCAAUGCAAGAAUUGCUGCUAAUGAAGGGCUUAAAGGAAAAAUCACAGAAUUGUAUGUAGAAAUGCAGUUAGUAGUUCAGGAAAAACAAAAAUUACAAAAUACUCUAACAGAUGUAAAAAAUCAUUUAGAUGCAUCAGAAGCAUCUGUAAAAUGGUAUCAAUCUCAAGUACAUGGUCUACAAGCAAGCAAGAAAACUUUACAAUUAGAAAUUGAUACCUAUCAAGGAAUUUUGCAGCAAAGACAGCAAACAAUAGCAAACAUAAAUGCUAGAUAUAAGCAAUUAAACAUAGAUUAUUCAGAACUUCUUCAAAAACACAGAAAAGAAAAGCAAGAUUUGGAAUAUGAGGUACAAAACUUAAAGACACAAAAUCAAUCAAACAGUAUUUUAGAAUCAUUAGAUAUCAGUACAUCAAGUUCUUCAGAUGUCUCCACAAAGUUAGAAUUAACAGAAGAUGAAUUAAGAGAUACAAAAGCAGAGUUAAAAACAUUAGAAAAACGACUUUUAGGUAAUGAAGUUUCUAAAGCAUUGAUGGAAAAUGCUUUGGCUAAGCAACGUAUAUUAAUUACAACUAUGGAAGAAAGUAUACAGAAAUGUGAAACUGAAAAAAAUCAAACUGCUGAUACAUUGCGUAAAACGCAACUUGAAAUUCAAAAGUUAAAAUCUGAGAAUGAAGCAUUACAGACUACUCUGUUGUCUUCUAAACAGGAACAAAGUCAGAUAGAAGAUGCAAUCUUUCAAUUGCGAUUACAGUUAACUAAAAUGAUUGCACAGUAUAAACUUCUAAAAUCAAAAAAUAUAGAAGCAGAGGAAAAAUUGAAUUCAAUGCAAGAUGUAAUAAAUGAAAAUAAACGUUUAAAAACAUUAUCAUAUGAAGCUAACACUGCUUUAAUCAGAAAACUUAGACAAGAAAAACGAAAAGUUAAAAGUUUAGAAAAUAAACUUCAUGGAAUUCAAAUAAAGGGACAUUUAACCACUAUGAAAAACAAAAUGGAAGUUUCUUUACAUGAAUGCCUAAAACAGGUUUUAAUGAGAAAUAAAGAUUUAAAAGAUCAAUUGAAGGCACUAGCAAAAACUUCAGAUGAAAGUAUUGAUGAAGGAUAUGGUGACAACAGUAUUGUUAGUUCUGUUUCUAUAGACAUUCCCUCACCAAAAUCUAUCAGUCCAGUAUUAUUAGAUGCAGCUUCCAAUAUUUUGCUGCAAUGUAAGGACUUUUAUAAACCAGUACAAACAGAACUUGAACAGUUAAAAUUAAAACUUAAUAAACUAAAGGAACAAUAUACUACAUAGUAUUAAAUUAUUUUCAACCAUUUAUGAUUUUAUUACAUAUCCAUAAAAGGCAAUGACUGGUAUUCAUAAUAUUGAUUAUAAAUUAAUUGUAAAUAUACUAACUUAUUAUUAAUCUUAUAAUUUGAUUGUUAUAAGCGUCCUAAGUUAUACAUUUAUUUUUUUUUUAAACUAACAAUUUAUACAUUCCUAAUCAAGAUGAAAAUGCUGUGCACAAUUUUAAAUACAAGAUACAAUAAAAAAAGAAUUAUUUUUA
Molecule: messenger RNA, 2070 nt
Organism: Bombus pascuorum
Lineage: Eukaryota; Metazoa; Arthropoda; Insecta; Hymenoptera; Apidae
Exons: 3
Coding region: 327-1817 (496 amino acids)
Source: RefSeq, a predicted model, not a curated record